Molecule: messenger RNA, 9313 nt
Organism: Chlamydomonas reinhardtii
Lineage: Eukaryota; Viridiplantae; Chlorophyta; Chlorophyceae; Chlamydomonadales; Chlamydomonadaceae
Exons: 17
Coding region: 898-8037 (2379 amino acids)
Biological process (GO): peptidyl-threonine phosphorylation; peptidyl-serine phosphorylation
Cellular component (GO): cytoplasm
Molecular function (GO): ATP binding; protein serine/threonine kinase activity; protein tyrosine kinase activity
Source: RefSeq, a predicted model, not a curated record
UCGCACUCUGUUCUCAUAUGUAUGCUAUAUACAGUAGCUGAAGACACGUGCUUUUCAUCUUCGCAUCAACAAGAGACUCGACUUUGUGCUCCAAACGAGUUUUCGCCCUUCUGCACCGUGUGUGCUGAUCACGCUCUAGGAAUUCUUGAAAUAACACGAGGAUUUAUUUGGAGCUAGCACUGGCUCUUGUUUUCCAACCCGAGAGGACCACAGGCCGGUUUGGUCGCUUCAGGCGCUAAGCUAAGAGCUCGCGCCAGCAUCCACAGUCGGCAGAGGAGUAUCGUUGGUUUGGCGGUCGUCGACACGGCCACGUACCACUGCACGUAAGCGCGGACUCGGGGCCAAGCCUUGCGCAAGUGCACAGCGCGCCUUCACUCAGGCCCAGGGUGCUCGGCGACGCCCACGUCAGGCCCGAACGCACGUGAGGCACCACCCGCGUCUGCCUCGCCCCCCCCCCCAGCGCGGCAGCUCAGCGCGGGGGCUGCGUCAGGUCAGGUCGGGGGCACAGGCCGGCCAAGCCUUAAGCAGCAGAAGCAACAGCGGCAGCAGCGGCGGGCAGCGCUCCCCGAGCACGCAACCGCCAGCGGCCGGCACGCGCACACAGCGCACCCACACCCGCACGGCCCUUCCGCCGUCCAAUGCUGGCGCCGUCAGCUCCUGCCACGGACGUCAUCGGACUGCACGGCAGCAGCAGCGGCAGCGAGGGGCCCUCGAGGGGCCCGCACAGCGUGCCGUCGUCGCCUGGGCGGGGCGGCCCAGGCGACAUCGCGGCACGGCCCUAGCAGGCCUCAGGCACAGCAGCAGCAGCAGCAGUAGCAGCAGCAGCAGCAGCAGCAGAAGGCCGGAGGCCGGAGGCGUUAGCGGGGACGUUAUAGACAGUAGGGCAGCUCAGUGGACAUGGCUGUGUCGACCUCGUGGGCACACUACCAGAGCCAGACCGCCGCGGCCGCCGCGCAGCAGAACGGCGGCGGCGGCGGCGGUGGCGGCGAUAUUAGCGCCGCCGGCGGCAUUAGUGGCGGCAUCGGCGGCGCCGCUGGCGGCGGCGGCGGCGGCCUCGGAGCCAUGCAGGAGCUGCUGAUGCGGGACGCGUCCGCCGACGACAUAGCUGCCGUCGCCGCCGCGGCUUCCGCCGGCAUUGGCAUCGGCGGCGGCGGGCGGCGGAGUGGCGGCGGCGGCGGCGGCGGCGGGCAAAUGGACUAUGCAGUGAUGAGCGGCGGCAUGGCCAUGAGCGGCAGCCCGCGGCGCAGCGGCGGCGGCGGGGGCGGUAGGUACAGCGACGAGGGGGAGAGCGGCGGCGGCGGCGGCGGUGACGCGCGCGGUUUUGGCGGCCGGAGUGGGCGAAACGGGGACGGAGGCGGCGGCGGAGGCGUGGCCAUGGGCAUGGGCAUCAGCGGCGGCGGCGGUGCUCGCGGCGGCGGCGGCGGCGGUGGGGUGCUGGUGGAUGGCAUGGACGCGUCCGGGCCCGGCAGCGGCCUCCGCAGCGGCAGUGAGGAGUCGCCCUACGCCUUCUUCGGCUCCGGCUCUGGCGAAGGCGCGGGCCGGCACUACCAGCAGCAACAGCAGCAGCAGCACCCGUUGCAGCAGCAGCAGCAGCAGUACUACCAGCUGCAGCAGCACAGCAAGCUGCAGCCGGGGGCGGCGGCGGCGCCGGCUGCGGCGGAAGACGGCGGCGCGGGCCAACCGGCGCCGGCGGCGGCGGUGACGGCGGCGGCGCACGUCCGUACGCCCUCCUUGUCCGCCAUGAUGAUGGUGGAGGAUGAGGUACCAGACGGCAGCCUACGCGGCACGCCGGCGGCGGCGGAAGACGGCGGCGGCGGCGGCGGCGGCGGCGCGGGGCCGGCGGCCUCACACGGCGGCCUCGACAACGGCUACCACCACCCUCACGACUACCCGCACCAGCACCAGCAGCAGCAGACAGCGGCGGAGCGGAGCGCGCCUGCUAGCAGCAGCGGCCGCGGCGGCGGCGGCGCCGCCACCGCCACCGCCACCGCCACCGCCGCCGCCGCCGCCGCUGGCGGCCGCAGCUCCCCUCGCGGCUCCAGCGCCUUCCGGCCGUACCACAUGCCGCCGGCGGCGCCCGCCGGGCCCUACGGCACCGUGCCGGCGGGGCGGCCGGCGCCGGGCGGCGGCGGGCCCACGGUGCCGCGGCGGCCGCGCACGUGCGCCAUGCUGGUCCGGGCCACGUCUGGUCUGGUGGCGGCGUACCGGUCCUGCAACGAGUCGUACCGCUACAGCCACAGCACCAACCCGCGCCGCGUGCUGACAAAGCCGGCGGUGGGCGUGAAGAACGACGGGUACGACAACGAGCACAGCGACCUGAUCCUGCACGUGAACGAUGUGUUGGUCAACGGCCAGCCGGGGGCGGUGCUGCGGAGAUACGUGGUGGCGGAGAUGCUGGGGCAGGGCACCUUCGGCCAGGUGGUGAGCGCCUGGUGCGAGGAGCUGGGCGCCAGUGUGGCGGUCAAGGUCAUCAAGAACCAGCCCGCCUACUACCACCAGGCCCGUGUGGAGAUCGGGCUGCUGCAGCUGCUCAACACCCGCUGCGACCCGGGCGACGCCCACCACAUCGUGCGCCUGGUGGACUUCUUCCUGUUCCGGCGCCACCUGUGCCUGGUGUUCGAGAAGCUGGACGUCAACCUGUUCGAGCUGCUGAGGCGGAACGGGUUCAGGGGCCUGAGCCUGAGCCUGGUCCAGCUGUUCCUGCGCCAGCUGCUGGACUCGCUGGUGGUGCUGCGCGACGCCGCCAUCAUACACUGCGACAUAAAGCCCGAGAACAUCCUGCUCAAAAGCCCGCACAGCGGCGACAUCAAGCUGAUCGACUUUGGCUCGGCCUGCUUCGAGAACCGCACCGUCUACUCCUACAUACAGAGCCGCUUCUACAGGUCUCCGGAGGUGGUGCUGGGCUGCGGCUACACCUCCGCCAUCGACGUGUGGAGCCUGGGCUGCGUGGCGGCGGAGCUGUUCCUGGGCCUGCCGCUGUUCCCCGGCGCCUCCGAACACGACCUGCUGGGCCGCAUCACAGCCGCCUUCGGACUGCCGCCGGCCUGGCUGCUGGACGCCGCCAAACACACCGACAAGUUCUUCGUGCGGCGCCUGGCGCCGGACCCCGCCACGGGCGCGCUGGCCGCCUCCUACUGCCUGACCUCGCCCGCCGAGUUUGAGGCGCGCAACCCGGGCUGCAGGGCGCCGGCGGGCAAGCGCUACUUUGCGGCCACAGCGCUGCCGGACAUCGUGGCGGCCUACCCCUUCAAACAGAGCCUGAGCCCCGAGGAGGUGGAGCGGGAGCGGCGGCUGCGGUGCUGCUUCACCGACUUCCUGAUGGGCGUGCUGGACAUGGACCCGCGCAGGAGGUGGACGCCGCGCCAGGCGGCGGCGCACCCCUUCAUCACCGGCGAGCCCUUCAACGGCGGCCCCUUCGUGCCCGCGCCCGACCCGCCGCGCAAGCCCGCCGCCCACCCGCUGCACUACCACCUCCCCGCCACCGACCCCACCUCCACCCAACCCAUGGCGGUCCGCGGCGCCUCCCUCGCGCACGCCCAGGCGCAGCAGGCCGCCGCCGGCAGCGGCGGCGGCGCCGGAUCCGGAUCCGGCGGCUCCGCCGUGGCCGCCGCCACCCAGCAUCACCCGGUGCAGGACCCCGCCACGGGCGCGCUGGCCGCCUCCUACUGCCUGACCUCGCCCGCCGAGUUUGAGGCGCGCAACCCGGGCUGCAGGGCGCCGGCGGGCAAGCGCUACUUUGCGGCCACAGCGCUGCCGGACAUCGUGGCGGCCUACCCCUUCAAACAGAGCCUGAGCCCCGAGGAGGUGGAGCGGGAGCGGCGGCUGCGGUGCUGCUUCACCGACUUCCUGAUGGGCGUGCUGGACAUGGACCCGCGCAGGAGGUGGACGCCGCGCCAGGCGGCGGCGCACCCCUUCAUCACCGGCGAGCCCUUCAACGGCGGCCCCUUCGUGCCCGCGCCCGACCCGCCGCGCAAGCCCGCCGCCCACCCGCUGCACUACCACCUCCCCGCCACCGACCCCACCUCCACCCAACCCAUGGCGGUCCGCGGCGCCUCCCUCGCGCACGCCCAGGCGCAGCAGGCCGCCGCCGGCAGCGGCGGCGGCGCCGGAUCCGGAUCCGGCGGCUCCGCCGUGGCCGCCGCCGCCGCGGCGGCGGCGGCCGCGGCGGCGGCGGCGGCUGCUGCCGCCACCCAGCAUCACCCGGUGCAGGUGGGGUCACUGCCGAGCUACGGGAGCAUGGCGGCGGCAGCCGCCGCCGCCGCCGCGUCGUCGUACACCGCCAGUACGAAUCCGUACGGCGCGAAGGCGGCGGCGGGCGGCGGCUCGGUGGGCGCCGCCGGCGGCGGCGGCGGCCUCGCCGGCGGCGGCGGCCUGGGCGGCGGCGGGCUGAGCAGCGGCCUGUUUGUGGGCAGCCUGCCUGCCCACGGCUCAGAGUCGUCCCUGCUACUGCAGCACCACCACCACCAGCAGGCGCAGGCGGCGGCGGCGGCCGCGGUGGCGGCGGCGGCUGCCGCCCAGCAGCAGCAGCAGCAGCAGGCGGCGGCGGCGGCGUUUGCGCCGGGGUCCUACACUGGGGCGGGCGGCGGCGGCGGCGGCGGCCCCGGCGGCGGCUCGCUGCCUGGGUCGGGGUCGGCGUCUGCGGCGAUGGCGAUGCUGGGCUACAGCCCCGCGCACCACGCCCAGGCGCACGCGCAGGCACAUGCCAUUGCAAUGGCGGCGCUGCAGCAGCUCAGCCCCAACUUCUCCGCGCAGCCCGGCGGCGGCGGCGGCGGCGGCGGCCUGCUGGCGGGCAGCUUCGCCGCCGCGGCGGCAGCGGCGGCGGCAGCCGCCGGCGCGGCAGGGGCAGGGGCGGGCGGCGGCGGCGGCGGCGGCGGCGGCUCGGGGCCGUCUCUGGGGUCUUCACUGCCGCACAUGGGCGGCUCGUCGGUGCUAAUGGGAGCUGGCUCGUUCCAGCCCGGCUCCUACACCACACAGCCACUCAUGCCCGCCCUCGGCUCCAGCCUCACAACCACUGGCGGCGGCGGCGCCGGCAGCCUGACCGCGCCGCUGCACAUACACCAGCACCACCAGCACCACCAGCAGCAGCAGGCGGCCGCGGCCGCCGCGGCGGCGGCCGCCGCCGUGGCGGCGGCGGGCGGUGGCGGCGCCGGCGGCCACAGCGGGCAGCACCCGCACAUCCAGCUCGGGGCGACGCCGUCCGCGGCCUCGUUCCUGCAUCAGCACAUGGCGUCGCUGGCGCGUGCGCAGCAGCAGCAGCAGCAGCAGCAGCAGCAGGGUGCCGGCGGCGGUGCCGGCGGCGGCGCGGCGUCCGGGAGCGGCCUAUUCGGAUUCGGCGGGAGCCACGGCAACCUGGCAGCGCUUGGCGCGGGGGCUGGGGGCGGAGGCGGAGGCGACAUGUACCCGGCUGCUAUGGCGGCGGCGGCAGCCGCAGCUGCAGCGGCGGCACACCAACAGCAACAGCAGCAGCAACACACCGGCUCUGCGGCCAUCAACAUAGGGCCGGCGGCGGCCGCCGCCGCCGCCGUGCAGGCGGCGGCGCAGCAGCAGGCGGCGCUGUUUUCCUCCUCGCUCACACAGAGCGGCAUGGAUCCGGCGCUGGUCAGUGCCAUCAUGCAGCAGAAGCAGCAGCAGGACGCAAUGGUGGCGGCGGCAGCGGCGGCGGCGGCAGCCGCCGCGGCGGCGGCCGCAACGCGCACGAACGGUGGCGGCGCCGCCGCCGCCGGCGGCUCGGGCAGUCUGGUGGGCGGCGGCUCGCAGCACGGCAGCUCCAACGCGCUCCUGGCGUUGCAGCAGCAGGUGCAGGCGGCACACCAGGCGCAAGCGCAGGCGCAGGCGUCGCAGAUGGCGGCGGUGGCAGCGGCGGCGGCCGCCGCCACGCGCCAGCACCAACAGCAGCAGCAGCAGCAACAGGCGGCGGCGGCCGCUGCGCAGGCGCAGCAGGUGCACGCCGCGGCGGCGGCGGCGGCGGCUGCAGCAGCGGCGCACUACGGCCAGGCUGCCGCCGCCACCGCCGCGGCGCUGCAGGCGCAGGCGGCGCUGACGGGCCCGCUGCCCUUCAGCGCCGCCGCAGGCGGCGUCGGCGGCGUCGGCGGCUGGGUCGCCGCCGCCGUGCCGCAGCAACACGCCGCGCUGCCGGCUGGCGGCGCCGCCGCGGCGGGCGGCGCCGCCGGCACCGCCGCCGCCGCCGGCGGCGGGGCGCUGCACGGCGGCAGCUUUGCCUCCACGGCGGAUAACACGGACGCCAUGUUUGAGAUGACGAUGGGCGCGGGCGCGACGGAGAGCGGCACCUCGGCGGCGUCUCCGCCCGGCGGCGGCGGCGGCGGCGGGCGGCGGCACGCGCCGGCGUCCACCACCGCCGACUCGCCGUCCAUCAACCAGGUGGGCAGCCCCGGCGAUUGGGACCCGCUCUACUCGGACGACCAGCUCCUCGGCGGCGAGGACGAAGACGACGACGACGACGAUGACGGCGGCGGCGGCGGCGGCGGCUUCGGGCAGCAGCAGGCGCAGCCGCAGCCGCGGGGCGCGGCGGCAGCAGGCGGCAGCGGCGGCGGGCACGCAGGCAGGCUCGGUCACGGGGUGCGGCGGCGAGGCAGCACGAGCUUCGGGGACGGGCUGUACCGCGGCGGCGGCGGCGGCGGCGGCGGCCCGACCGCGAUGCAGACCACGCCGCCGCCGCAGUUCCCGCUGCCAGGCCAGCAGCAGCAGCAGCAGGCCGGCGGCGGCGCGGCGCAGGGUGACGGCGCAGGCGGCGACGUCGACGGCGGCCGCCGCAGCGCUAUGGACUGGGCAGCGGGCCCCGCCGGCCCCGCCGGCGCCGCGGCGGUGGCGCCGGCGGCGGUGGCUGCACAAGACGGUACAGCGGGCGCUGCGGCAGCACUUGGUAGCGGCGCUGCGGCGGUGGCGGUGCCGGGAGCGGCAGGGCCAGUGGGCGGCGGCGGCAGUGCCUCGCACCCGGGGGCGAUGGCCUUAUUGAGCUUCUCGCUGCAAGGCGGCGGCGGCGGCGGCGGCGCGGGCGGCGGCGGCGGAUUGGGCGGCGGCGUGCUGCCAGGUGCAUACCAGCCGGCUCAUCAGCAGCAGCCGCAGCCGCAGCAGCCGCUGAUUUCCAGCUCCGUUGGCGGUAUUGCCCACGCGCUAAUGGCCGCGGCGGCGCAGCAGCAGCAGCAACACCAGCAACAACAGCAGCUGCAGCAACAUCCACAGCACGCCUGGGGCGACCCACAGCACGCGCAGCAGCAGCAGCAGCAGCAGCAAUACACGCGCGUGUCGCUGCCGGGGCUCGGACACCUGGCGCCCGCGGCGGUGGCGCGCGCGUACGGCAGCACCGACGGCAUGACGGGCGGCCGCAGCGGCGGCGGCGGCGGCGGCGGCGGUGGUGACGCGGCACAAGCGCCGCCGCCUGACGGGAUGAGUAGCGGCGGCGCCGCGGCCGCAGCCGCCGCCACGGCCACGGCCGCGGCGGCCGCCACAGCCGCGGCGGCGGGCGCCGCCGGCAGCAGCGGCUUCCUGGCGAUUCCGGGCGCCUCAGCCAGUGCUGCGGCUGCUGCGCUGCCCACGGCGGCGGGCGCUGGCGGCGCCGUACCCCUCGGCUCGUCGUACAUCGCAUUCGGCGGCGGCGGCGGCGGGCUGAGCGGGCUGGGCAGCUUCCAGGCGGCUCCGCUGCUGCUGGCCGGCAGCUACCAGCCGCUCACAUCGCAGUUCAUGCAGUUUGCCCAACAGCAGGCGCAGGCGCAACUGCAGCAGCAGCAGCAGCAGCAGCAACUGCAGCAGCAGCAACAGGCGCAGGCGUCCCAGCUGCGACAGGCGCUGCAGCAGCAACAGGCAGCCACCGCUGCAGCCGCCGCUUCCGGACAGGCGCACGAGCAGCAGCAGCAGCAGCAUGCUGCUGCUGCUGCUGCCGCGGCGGCGGCUGUAGCAGCUGCCAUGGAGCAGCAGCAGCAGCAGAUGUACGUGGGGAGCCUGCCGUACAGCGGUCUGCCGCCGCCCAUUAUGGCGGCGCUCCGGGGCAAUGGGGACGCUGGGUCGCAGCCGCAGCAGUAAUGUGUGUGCUGUGUGGGCCCGUGGGUGGGUGGGGAGGAGCCGCCCGUCAGGCCAGGUGGGCGGCAGUGCGGUGCGUGGCACGCGUGUUACUGGGGUGGCUGCGCUGCCACUCAGGGAGAGCAAAGGGCCGAGAGACAGAGCGAGAACUGAAGGGGCGGCGGCGGCGGCGGCGGUGAAAGCACACGCACGCACUAACACAUGCACGUAAACGUGCGCGUGCCCGUGGCAAGGUCUAGAACAGGUCAGAUCAGGCCAGAUCAGAUCAGGCGGCCGGCCAGCCGCCGUCCAGAGAUUUGAGAAUCAGGUGGCAUGGCAGGCAACAGGCGCCGCUUUUGUAGCGAGUGAGGCUUGCGAGAGAAGACCAAAGAGGAUGGCAAAGUGCCAAUGCCGGGCACAUAUUGCAAGGCAUAUAGCAAGGGUGCAACCGGACGCGUGAUGCGUUCCGGGACUAAGUAAUUAACAGGGGUUUCGCGCACACACAUACACACGUCAAGGGUCCAUUCCACUGAUUCGCAGAAUGAGGUGCACAUGGAUGUGCGCGCUCGGGCCAGCUUGGCGCCGGGGGUGGUCCAGGUGGUGCUGCAGGCGGGGGCAUGGUAGCGUGGUUAGUGGGUGGGGCAAUGUUGCGGAAGUGGUAGGGCUUGUGUGUGUGUGUGUGUGUGUGUUUCUGCUACGUAUGUGAUGUGUGUGUGUCUGUGUCUUUGUGCCGUGCCAAGCUCCACGUGCCCGUUUGUGGUCUGCAUGUGGGGUUGGGCGUGUUGUCGUGGCAGUGCAGGCGCCACGGCGGUGGUAGUGGCGGUGGUGGAUAUCGGGAUGCCGGGCACAGGUGCAGGCGGCAGUGCGCCGGGGCGCGGGUGAGUGUGUGUGUUAAAGAGCACAAGGAAAACGUUGUGUGUGUGUGUGUGUGUGUGCGUGACAGGCUGCUGUGUGCGCGGCCGCACAGCGAGACGGCGCUGGCGGUGCGUCUGUACCGCCGCAUGAGUACGGUUGUCACUUGUCAGCACCCUGAGCAAUGUUGCAAUACUGGUGUGUUUCCGCCCCCCAUCGGCUGCUCGGCUCGUGCCAGGCCACUUUCGCCUGAGCAGGCAGGUAGGGUGCGCGUGCGCGUGUGGCAGCACGUCAAUGAGCUGCCCCGCCUCACUGUGUGCGCAGGGUCCCUGUCUGUGUGAAAGCGCUCACUAGCAAUUGGCUGGGGAGCAAUCGGAUGGGGACAAGGCAGGCUUGCUCGAGCCUCCAAGCGCACACCAAAAGCGCCGAAGUAAGUCCUCGUGAAGAC